Messenger RNA from Erigeron canadensis, 2567 nucleotides. Its product is annotated as RNA-binding KH domain-containing protein RCF3. Gene Ontology annotation, biological process: regulation of gene expression. Bases 164 to 2236 code for a protein of 690 amino acids. Gene Ontology annotation, molecular function: mRNA binding. Gene Ontology annotation, cellular component: nucleus; cytoplasm. The transcript is spliced from 8 exons. The record is from RefSeq and is a predicted model, not a curated record. Lineage: Eukaryota; Viridiplantae; Streptophyta; Magnoliopsida; Asterales; Asteraceae.
UUAGAUUUAUCCACCGGCAAAUAACCUCCACUAAACAAAACAAUACUUGCUCCAUUUCUAGGGUUUCAAUCUCACUUUACAUUCCCUGUUUAAUACUAACUUUAUAUUAUAUCUAUUGUAUAUAUCUGCCCUAGAAAAUACUCAUCUAAUCAAUUAUCAAACAAUGAUGGAUCGAUCAAGAUCUAAGCGAUACUAUUACGAUCACCAAGACUAUAACAAUGACCAUCAUAUGGAAACCCUAAACCCUAGGCAAACUAAACAACGUUAUAACAACUACAACGGCGGCGGUCAUUACGGUGGUCCAAACAACCACCACCACCAGCGCCGGUCAAUGGCCGGUGCUGGAGCUGGCGGAGGUGGUGGCCGGAAGCCGCAAGAAGGAUCGUCUUUAAUGGUGACAACUAGUUAUAGGAUAUUAUGCCAUGAUACAAAAGCAGGAAGUGUGAUAGGGAAAUCAGGAAGUAUAAUAAAAGCAAUUAGGCAACAUACAGGUGCUUGGAUUAAUGUACAUGAGUUAUUACCUGGUGAUGAGGAAAGGAUUAUCGAGAUUUCGGAUACGAGAAGGCGUGACCCCGAUGGACGGAUGCCGAAUUUUAGCCCUGCACAGGAGGCAUUGUUGUUGAUUAAUGAGAGGAUAUUGGAGAGUGAUGGUGGUGGGGGCGGCUACGGUGGGUAUGGAUAUGGGGUUGAAGAAGAGGAUGUUGGAAUGUAUGGUGGAAGAGGAGGAGGUGGCAUGAAUAAGUUGGUUGCCAGAUUAGUUGUUUCGAGAAUGCACGUUGGGAGUUUGCUUGGGAAAGGUGGGAAGAUUAUUGAGCAAAUGAGGAUGGAAACCAAGACGCAUAUUCGGGUUUUGCCUAGAGAUAAUAGUAUUCCUAGAUGUGUUACUAUGGCUGAGGAAGUUGUGCAGGUUGUUGGUGAUCUGAUCUCGGUAAAAAAUGCGAUAGAAAUUAUUUCCUCACGAUUGAGGGAGAGUCAGCACCGGGAUCGUAGUCAUUUUCAUGGACGGCUACAGUCACCUGAUCGGUUCUUUCCUGAAGAGGAUUUUAUGCAUCACCCAAAUAACAUGAACCGCCGACCAUCAAUGGAUGGGCCUAACUAUGGGUCACGGUUUCCUGGUGGUUUAAACAAUUCUAGAAGCUUUAAUCAGGGGUCGCGUCCAUCUGGUUAUGCUAAUGAUACCGGAGCUAGUCCCAUGUCUGACAAUGCUCAGUCCGUCUAUCCAGAAGAUAUUGUAUUUCGAAUUCUUUGCCCUAAAGAUAAGGUUGAUAGUGUUAUUGGGCAAUCAGACGGGUUUAUGGAGUUGCUCCAGAAUGAAAUUGGUGUAGAAGUUAAGGUUACCGAUCUUGUGGCUGGAUCAGAUGAACAAAUAAUUACUAUCUCUUCGGACGAGGGCCCUGAUGAUGAGCUAUUUCCUGCUCAAGAAGCUCUUUUGCAUAUUCAGACUCGAAUUUUGGAUCUUGUUCCUGACAAAGAAAAUGUUAUUACAACUCGUCUUCUACUCUCUGCUGGUGAAACUGGAUGUUUAGAUGGAAGAGACGGAUUCAUAUCUGAGAUGAAGAAAUUGACAGGUGCAGACAUUCAGAUUAUUCCCAGGGAAAAUAUUCCACAAUUUGUGUCUGCCAAUGAUGAACUUGUACAGAUUGUUGGAGAGAUCAAGGGUGCUAGAGAAGCUCUUGUGGAAGUGACAUUGAGACUACGUAGUUAUUUAUUUGGAGGGCUUUUUCAAAAGGAUAAUCAACCCAUCCCCUUUCAUGCGCCGAGCCCUGGGGGGAGUGCUACAAACGUGGAAGCAGCUUCCAGCAAUAAUACAACUCCACGGGAAUCUUAUACGGCAAAUGAUACUACUGUUGCAUCCAACCAGAAUAUGCAGACUACACCACCACCAGUUCCAGCAAAGAAUACUGGGGUAUCUAACAGCGAAGCUGUGAAUCAAACUGAAAGUGGGAGUCGUGAAGAUGCACCAAGUGCACCAAGUGCUGUAAACAGGAAACCUGUGCAACUAAUUACGAGGAGUAUAUUGGAAAUUGUCAUACCAGAAUAUGCGGUCCCUAAGCUCAUAACUAAGUCGAGGAAUAAACUUGCUCAGAUUAGUGAACUUUCGGGAGCCAAUGUCAAAUUGCUGGAUACAAGCGCAGAAGCGACUGAGCACAUCAUCCAGAUAUCUGGUAACAGAGAGCAAGCUGAAAGAGCCCAGAGCUUGCUUCAAGGAUUUAUAUUGAGCACUCAAGAAGAGUAGAAGACAUAUAGUCCCAAAACAUCAACAAGCCUCUUGCAAAUCUACACUUGGAGUUCCAACAUGUAUUCCCAAACAAGGAGGGGAUAAAACUAGGCACACGAACCUACUUGUGUCUGUUGUACAUGUGAUAGCGUUUUAGGAUCAAGAAACCAAAUUAGCACCAUAGUUGUAAGUUCUAUAAUUUAUGUUUGCUUAUAGGAUGGUGUUUGGAAUUGCAUAAGUUGUUGUGUUUAAGCUUAAAAGUGAUUGUGCUUGCUGCAUUAUUUAGUUGUAUGAGUUGUAACAUAUUCCAGUUUUCCCCAAAAAUGAAAAGGUUGCGAGUUCGAUUCAA